ACAAUGAUAUACAAGUUCUUAUGUGUGUGUGAGUUCUUACUGGUUCUUACAAGGUUUUCCCUCCAUUUCUAAAUGUAUACAAAUUCUGUGCAAGUAGUACAUAAACGUUAUCAACAAAUUAACCUCUGUUCUGGUAUAACCGAUCGACUUCUGUUGUUAACCUCUGCAGAGAUCUGAAAGUGCUAGUGCUAGUGACGGACGUCUUUCUUUUGUAUAGUACAAUUUAAAUAAACUAAGAAUGUUCGAAGCACAUAGCAUUAACGCGGAGCACAAGGACUUGAUUCAUGAUAUUGCUUACGAUUUUUAUGGGCAACGAAUGGCAACGUGCUCCAGUGAUCAAUUCGUGAAAGUAUGGGAUGAAGAUGAACAUGGAAAUUGGCACCUGACUGCGUCCUGGAAAGCGCACAGUGGAUCUGUGUGGAAAAUUACUUGGGCACAUCCAGAGUUUGGUCAAGUACUUGCAACAUGUUCUUUCGACAGGACUGCUGCUGUGUGGGAAGAAAUAGUUGGGGAAGGAUCAGGCCCAGGAGAACGUGGCAUGAGACAUUGGGUCAGGAGGACAAAUUUAGUGGAUUCCAGAAAGUCAGUUACAGAUGUGAAAUUUGCACCUAAAACCCUCGGCCUUUUAUUAGCUACUUGCAGCGAAGAUGGAGUAAUUAGAAUAUACGAAGCUCCUGACGUAAUGAACCUGAGUCAAUGGACACUCCAGCAUGAUAUUAGCUGCAAGCUUCAAUGUAGUUGUCUCUCAUGGAAUCCAUCUUUAUCAAGGUUACACCCUCCAAUGAUAGCAGUUGGAAGUGAUGAUUCGAAUCCAUCGUCUGGAGGGAAAGUGUUUAUAUAUGAAUAUUCUGAGAGUAGUAGAAGAUGGGCAAAAACAGAAACAUUAACCAUAGUUGAUCCUGUUCACGAUAUCGCGUUUGCUCCGAAUUUAGGUAGAAGUUUUCAUACGUUAGCUAUUGCUACGAAAGAUGUACGAAUAAUUACGUUGAAGCCGUUAAUGGAGAGUGUACAAAGUGGAGCACCACGCUUUGAAAUCACUACAGCAGCACAAUUUUUUGAUCACGAUUUUACUGUAUGGCGUGUAUGUUGGAAUAUUAUGGGAACUAUUUUGGCAAGUUCAGGGGACGAUGGUUGCGUCCGAUUAUGGAAGGAUAAUUAUAUUAAUAACUGGAAAUGUGUAGCUGUUUUGAAAGGUGAUGGCACUUCUGCUCAAAGUGCUGAGACUCCUACAGCAGCAACGCCACCAAAUCACUCGGCUGGAACGCAACAAACACCUUCAACAACAAGGUACUACAAAUUGGGUUCCAUCAGUCAUCCAAACCAAGUGCCUUGGCAUUAAAGAUAAUGAUUUGUUUUUUUACGACAACUAAUGGCUUCAUGCUCUUUAUUAUUUCAUACAACUGUACAUUCUUUGUAUGAAAACUAUUGAAUUUAUAUUUAUGUAAUAAAUAUAGUGAUUGUUCUUAUUUUAUAACAAAUUUAUGUUUCUAUUUCUAAUAGCACUAAGCCGAUUUAUAUUUAUUAUCAGUUUGUAGCAAUGCACUCUUCCAUUGACUUAUAUUUUUUCGUUAAGUAAUAUAGGUAUCAAUUGUAUAUAUCACUUUGUAAUUCAUUUUUUUAAUAAUUUGGAUGAAGCAACAUACGCACCGUUAAUUCAUUUUUAUCUUGAGAAGCAUUAGAUACUUUCAAAAAGGAAUGUUUUCAAAUGAUUAAUUAAAAGUGCAUAAUAUUUUGUAUGAUUGAGUGAAAAAUAUAUUUUUGCAUAACAUUCA
Megalopta genalis is the source of this 1772-nucleotide messenger RNA. RefSeq names its product nuclear pore complex protein Nup44A (gene Nup44A). Gene Ontology annotation, cellular component: Seh1-associated complex; nuclear pore outer ring. Lineage: Eukaryota; Metazoa; Arthropoda; Insecta; Hymenoptera; Halictidae. Gene Ontology annotation, molecular function: protein binding; structural molecule activity. The record is from RefSeq and is a predicted model, not a curated record. Gene Ontology annotation, biological process: cellular response to amino acid starvation; positive regulation of TORC1 signaling.